Molecule: messenger RNA, 342 nt
Organism: Didymodactylos carnosus
Lineage: Eukaryota; Metazoa; Rotifera; Eurotatoria; Philodinida; Philodinidae
Source: the annotation of a GenBank genome assembly
AUGAUAUGCAGCAGUCCUUCGAGCGCACCGUAUAUGUUCAAAAGGUUACAGAUUUUAGAAAAGAAGUUUUCGACAUCCGAUUUCGUCUCAUACUCAAUGAUUAUUGACGGGACUGAUGUGCCUGCGCUAGUUGUUAUUACCCGUAAGGCCUUGGUAGUCGUGCGUGGCGGGAGAGCCGUUGCUGGCGCUCGUGUGACUGUGGAUUCGGUGGUGCCGCGUGCUGGUGACGUACUUGUGACGAUUCGUGGCAUUACGGGAACAUUAGCUAUCGAUCGUUUUCAUUUGCCGGGCCAUACAAGAGAAAUGUGUAAAAAUGAGAUGAAUCCCGAUAAAAAAAAGUAG